Molecule: messenger RNA, 603 nt
Organism: Ixodes scapularis (black-legged tick)
Lineage: Eukaryota; Metazoa; Arthropoda; Arachnida; Ixodida; Ixodidae
Exons: 2
Coding region: 1-603 (200 amino acids)
Source: RefSeq, a predicted model, not a curated record
AUGUUUACAAAGCUUACGCUGAACAAGCACGCUACCAAAAGCAAUACGUUCGAUGGCCUCAAGGAGGAGACCUUAGUGAAGCUGGACGAAGACCUCGACACGCUCAAGUUCCUGCAGCGUCUGGGCGAAGUCCACAUGAUCGAAUCUCACUUCAGCGCUCUCACCCAGGUUUGUCACGACUAUCUAUGGACCAAGACCACCGUCGAGCGCGCCUUUCGAAAGUACCCGCGCGAUAGGGCUACCAGUUCGGACAAGAAGAUCUUCCGAGAGGUGCUCAUCCUGCUGUACAAGUACGUCACCAAGAGCAUCAUAAUGCUGCUCACGCAGGUCGGCAUCCGGUGUCCCCAUAACGCUACGGCCGAGUUGGCUCAGGUGCUUGAGCACCUGCUCAAAAGCGUCCAGAGCAUCGCUCACCACGAGUCUCUGCAGGCUCCGCAGAGCAAGUUCGCCGUCAUGAACGUUCGCCUGCUGGCCAAGGUGGCUCGGCCCAAGGACGCGGACGUCGAGUUCAUCAUGGUCAUGAGGGCCAUGAAGAGAGAGUUGGGUCAGCGGAAGAACACCAUCAAGGCUAGCUCCUGGUUGUCCCUCAGCAUGAAGCGCUGA